Octopus bimaculoides (California two-spot octopus) is the source of this 11612-nucleotide messenger RNA. RefSeq lists its product as uncharacterized. Gene Ontology annotation, molecular function: protein binding; guanyl-nucleotide exchange factor activity. Gene Ontology annotation, biological process: intracellular signal transduction. Lineage: Eukaryota; Metazoa; Mollusca; Cephalopoda; Octopoda; Octopodidae. The record is from RefSeq and is a predicted model, not a curated record.
AGCAACAGUGGUUGUAGCGGUGACGGAGACGGCGGGGAAAAGCCUAUCGCAGACACUGGAACAGCGGAACUUGCGCUGCUGGAACUGAAAACGAAACCGGUCAGUACACCUCUGUAUUUACCUCCUCAAACUAAACAUUCUCCGUACGGAAACAGUGAUCGUUUGUGUUGUCAAUACAAAUACUAUUCUGACAAACGUGAAACACGACAGAACUUUUCAAACAAAUCGACCAAUUACAGGUGUAUAACUGCAAAAUUCCCAAGUGCACAGUCAGUAGCGAGAGAAGCAGAGUCGUUACAACAACUGCUGUGCGGUAGUGAUAAUUCUGAUAAUGUUGUUCUUUCUUCAAAUGAUGUUUGUGGAGAUAUCGAGUCGGGUUCGGAAACGCGGAUAAAUUUCAAUGAAGGCCCUAACAUGGAUUCUACAAAAAUUAUUAACAACCAACCUGCUGACGGAUUUCAUAACUCAAUAGUCUACCGAAAGUGUGACAGAAUCUCUGGUGAGGGUUCUGGUGAAAUUAUUUUAUCUUCGGACUACGGUGGUGUAUCCUCCGGUAAUCGCGUUGAAAUGAAAAAAAGUUCAUCUCCUUGUAAAAUACCUGUUCAACAGAAACAAAAGACAAACAUGAGUACAGGGACUAAACAUUCUGUGAAAUCCAGCCAGCUUCCUCGUGGAAAAUCUACUUUGAUUGAUCAGACCACCAGGAUCUCCUUUAACAAACAAACCAGCCAACAGACAAGUGCUGACAGUAGUAGACUUCCGUCUAAAUGCACAGGUAAAAAAUCUUCUCUUGUUAAUGGGGAUACGAAUGUUAAGAAACAAGGUGAUAAAAAUACAACAAAUUUAAAAAAUAUCAACGUGGGUAAAUCUGUUAGUAGUUCUAAAAUACAUCGUAACACAGCAUUAAGUAAAACUAAACAUCAAACAACCAGUGAUAUAAGUUCUAAAAAUUGUAAUGAAUUAAUUUCAAUUGAUAAACAUAUUUCUACAGUUCUGUCUGAAGAGUCACCAGAAGAUAGUGAAUCAGCUAUUGAUGAAGUGAAAGUAGUUAAUGAAUUAAAUGAUAAAUUCCGUCUUCGGUCAGAUUCAGAGUCCAGCCAUGCUAGCCAUUCUUCUUUUUGUUCCCAGCUAUCCACUUCAUCGGUUAAAUCAUCUAUUUGUCUUCCAAGUUCCACUAAAGGUGGGCUUGGGAAAACUAGUAAAAUUCUUACAAGCUCCUGUUCUCGUUUAGCUGUGUCUAAAGCAGAAACAAAACUACAGAAAAAACCGUCCAUGCUAAGCCGUACCACCUCAUCCACAACUGUCUCUCGAACUAGUAAUUCUGCUUUGUCUCACCCAUCCAAGUCAUCUCCUGCACAUUCACGCCUAACGUCACGAGUUAACACUGAAAACUUACAAAGAGCUGUGAGCACAGGUUCUUUAAGAAAUAAUUCCAAUAAAUCUAGUAUUCCUCCUACUGGCAGACCUAAUACAACAGUUACAAAAAGUAGUGGUUUGUCACUGAGGCAAAAGAAAAUUGCUGAUUCAGCAUCUGAUCUUUCAGUUAACUGCACAACUAGAUUAGGUAGCAAAAUUCAAAACAAAGAAAGUUUAAAGACAGUCAGUUCCGAGAAUUUGUCAAACAAAAUUCAAAACUCAUUUGGAAGAAGUUGUGAAAAUUUAACAAAAAAGAAAAAAAAUGUGUUACAAGCAAGUUGUGAAAAUUUGUCAGUUAAAUCUCGCAAUAAUUGUGUCACCACUCCUGACUGUACACUUCAACAAAAAGGUAUUUCGCACAAUAAAAAAUUAACUUCCACUCAAAACAUUAACAAUGGAGGUUUGGUUCAUCAAAAGGAAAAAUACAGUGGUGGUAUGUCUUUAUUGAAGGCGAGCAGAAUUAGUGGCAGCAGCAGCAGUUCAAUUCCUACUGCCGCAACUGCAGCUGAUAAACUGGACAAUAAAAAAUUAAGUAAUCUCCGCUCUAGCACCUCCGCAGUUACUGAGCGGAGAACAGGUGUGGGGCUAGGUAGCAACCAGGAGGGCAAACCAACCACUAAUAUUGAUAGAUCUCAGAUUAAAAAGAGUGUACCAGCUACAGGUAAAAAAACUACAUCAUUAAAAUCAAAUGAAGCUAUUGAACCAUUAUCUAAAAAGAAACUUGUAGCAAAAACAAGUCGAGGUUUUAGUGACCAUAAAGUGACUUCUAAUUUGCCUACUGCUUCUUCUAAAGCUUCAUCUGGCAUUAAAAAGUCUAAGUUGUUAGAGGCUCAGUCUAAUAAUGUGAUUAGUCAGACAGCUGGCAAAAACUUUCAGGGAAGAGCAACCUAUGACAGUAACCGGUUACAGCUGGAUAAAACCAAGAAUACACUUUCUGUUAAUGAGGUAGAAAAUUUGGAAUUACAUUAUAAAGAACUAGAUGAUGCACCUGAAAAUGAAGAUAAAGUUGACAAAGAUAGCUCAUCAACAAAACCAAAUAUUUCUGAAAAUUUUGCUUAUGAUGAUUACAUGAUUAUAACUGAGGCCCUUUCUGAUGAAAGCAUAUCUGGGCCCAGUGUACAUGUCGGAGAUUUAGACAAUGUUUCAAACCCCAACCACCUCUCUGAUGUUGAUGCUUCGGAAAGUUAUCAAACUAGUUCUUCAGCUUCUGCCCUGGACAUCAGUUUACAUGAGGACUAUGUGUAUAAUGGAUCUCUUGUGACCUCUUCUAGUGACAACUGCACCGACAAGCACACUGGCUUCCAGCGCACACAGUCAGCUGUCCAUGCUUGCAGAGAAGUUACCAACAGCUACCAGGCUAACACCAGUGAGGAUGAGUGUAGUGAAAAAGAAGAAAAAGAGGAAACAGAGAGAAAAGAAGACAUAGAGGAAAACAGAGUAAAACUAAAAUUAUCAGACCAUGGUGUAAUUAAAUCUGAUGCCUAUUCUGAUAAAACUUUUGACUAUGAAGCUAGUUAUGACUGUAAUCUUUCCAGCUGUGGCUAUCAGCAGCCACAGAAACAUUAUGGACAGCCCUACCCCCAUCAACAAUAUCCCCACCAUCCCCCUCAACACCAUUAUCAUCCCCCACACCAAUCUACUGGAACUGAGAAUAGUUUUAAAAAUUUAUCAACAGAUGAAGGGAGGGGUGCUCAGUCUAGUCCACAGCUUCAUAGUAUUAAUGAUAGUAAAUGUGUGUAUAGCUUUGAAUUUGAAGAGGGACAAAAUCAAAAGCAGGCGGAAGAAGAUGGGGAGGAAAAAGCAGUGGGUGAGAGUGAAAACUUAGAAGAGAAAGCAUCAGUGGUUGUAUUUAAGUCAGCUGACAUUUACAGAGUGGCAGGGCAUGGGAUGCCAGUAGUAGAGUUCACCCCGCCCCAAAUAGCCCACCACAAUAUUUUGAGGAAUGAAAACAGUGGUAGUGGUGGUUGUAACCCAGUUUCUGCUACAGACAGAACAAGUAAAGAUGUGACAGCUACCAAAACUACUACAGUUCUGAGGGGAGACGCUGAUACUGAAGGAGAACUCGCAGGAGCUGAGAGAAGCGAUGAGGAAGCUGUCGACUGCCCUGUCAACAGACUGUUGCAAAGAGAAAGAGACAGACCAACAUCAUUCACACAAGUAAAUGUUGGUGAAGAAGCUCUGUUUAAGCAGCAGAUAAGUUUUGGUGAAGUUGCUGUGACAACAACAACAACAACAAUACUUGCAGCAACAAUAAAAGCUGAUGUUACCAAUUCCAGCCUUCAGGAAAUGGCAGACCAACCAGGGAUCCAGUCCUCUAAACUACAACUAGGAGAUCUUCAUACAUCUCAGUCAAGAACCCAGUCCUACAACAGAGAUGUCAUGUGUGAAAAAGGUGACUUAUCAAGGAGUACUGCUACGCUGUUUAUGGAAGAACAACAACAACAGCUGAAUUCUAAUGCAACCAGGCAGAUGACAGGCCCAUUCUUACCAUCUGAAAUGGGAUUCCUUGCUGGUCAGAUGCUCAGCCCCUGCAGUAAUGACAGCAGUAGCUUCAAAGAUAUCAGUGAUGGUGCUGUCACACCUCUCAGUGAUGUACAGGAAAUAUUUGACCAGGAAACCUCUCAACUGAAUGACAUGGGCAAUGUGGAUGAGCUAAGCAGUACCUGUAAACUUGUUAGUGAUAUUACAGAAGGUGAAGUUGAAGGUGUCCUUAUAGAAAUUGAAGACAGUACUUUACAAGUGUCUGGGAGUCCAGAUGGUGAAGACGAGAUUAUAGUAGAAGAGCAGGAUUAUGUUGUGACUGAUGAGAGGAAUUAUAAUGAAGAAUCAACUCAUUUUACAAAUGAUGAUAUAAUCGGUGAACGUCCAAUUGUGGAUGCUGGAGAAGAUCUUGCUGAAGUGACGCUGGAUAGUAAUGAAACACAAAAUUUAUGGUUCUCAAUUGAAGCAGAAACAGACAGUCAAUAUGAAAAUCUUAGUACAUCAAUCACACUAGAAAAUAUAGCGGAAUCUAGUAUUGGAGAGGAUGUUGAAGAACUCCUUGACCAGACUCCCAGUAUUGAAUCUAGCAACACCUCCUCACGAAUUCAUGGAAAUUUACGUGAAAGUAUUCUGAGGCAGUUACAAACACAAAUAAGUGAAGAUGAUGCUCCAGAUAUUUUAACAGAGGAAAUAUCUCCAAGCCUUGAGCAUUUGCAGUUAAGAACAAAAUCUGAGGAAACUGAUUUUGGUGAAUCUGAUCAACAACUAAUAUCAGGAUGUAAUGAAAAAAUGAUUAACAAAGAUUUUUAUUUGCAUUCCCAUCAAUUGGAACCCUGUUUUCAUACUGAUUCCCUAGCUGAGAAUAUCCAACAAAGAUCUGCUGAUGUGAAACUGGAUAACUUUAAAAGUCAAACUAAAAACAGUUUGUCUGGAAAUACUGUUUUAGAUGAUAAAAACUUACUUGAAACAAAUGUCAACUUUAAUGAAGAUGUGCAGAGAGCAUAUACUAAUAGCCUUAAAUAUGGAUAUAAAAAUGAAUUUGAUUCUUUGGAUGUCAAUAUUUGUAAUAAUGAUAUUUCUCAAGAAAUGGAAAUAGAAGACGGAGGUUUUGUUAUUCUCAAGAAUGAAGGAGUGAAGAAAACCAAUGAUAAUUCCAAUCAGGAUUUCACACUUCGGCAACUUCAGGGAACUCUCAAUCUAAGGAAACAGAAAAUUCUUGAACUUUGUGGGCAAACAGAAUCAGUUUCAAGCAAGGAUAUUAAAUCGCCCUCUCCUACAAAGAUUUCAAUUGAUAGAAAAGAAAGGUCACCAAGUUUUAAAAGAUUGGAUGCUUUUUGUACAAGCCCUGGGAGUGUUAAUGAAAAUAUUAGCCCUACAAAAGCUAAUUCUUCUUCAGCAUUAAACAUACCAAAAGCAGACACAUUGCAAAACCUAAGUCCAAAGACAGAUGAAAUAGUUUCACCAAUAAAAGAAUCUUGGAUCAAACAUGAAGGAAAAUGGAAAAGAGGAUAUAUACUUGAUGAUGGUUCAAGUGUUCCGUCUGAAAAAUAUCAGGAUUACAUUUUGAAAUCUAUACCAGUUACUCCAAGCAGUGAUGGAGAACACAGUUUUGAGAAAUAUUCCUCAGCACAGAUUGUGAAGAGUGAUAGUUUUGAAGAAAAUUCCUUGACUUUAAAGCAAGAACAAAGUAGUAAUUUUGAAGAAAUUUCUAAAUGCAGAAUGGAAUUGUUUAAUCAGAACCCUGUACUCGAAGAAGAAGUCUUUGGAAAUAAUGAAGCAGAAUUCACUCAUGAAAAUUUUAAAAUGCACAAAACUGUGUUGGGAGAUAUUAUAAGCAGUAAAGAAUCUUAUGAUUCUGUAGAUGGCCAGCCAUCUGAAAUAAAUAUGCUUUCUCUUGACACCAACUCAAAAAUAAAGGAUUAUGGAGAAACUGAGAUAACUGAGGCUGAGAUGACACAUAAAUCACAAGCUGAGCUAACUUUGCAGACUGAAAGUGUUCAACCAGUCAUUACAGAACAGAAGACUUAUUCACCAGAAAUUGUGGAUGACAUACCAUUUGUUGAUAUGGAUGAAACUGUAUGUGACUCCAACAUUGUUAGCAUUGCUUCAGUUAAGCUAAAAAAUAGUGCAUCUCAAGAUAUUCCUGAAGUCACUCCUACGCAGGAUACACUUAGUUCAGUGAACACGGAGUUUAAAAGCAAAGAGAUGGUAUCCAUAUUGGAUUUACAAGAAAAUACCAUGGAGCAAGUUCCUCAUCCUUCAGUGAUUGAAUCAACUUCUUAUAAUGAGCAUGAAACAGCUGUUGAUUUGGAUACUAUUACAGAUGACCCAAGCACACAUUCUUCUGUUGAUGAGUUGAAGUGUGAGCCACUUAUUGAUUCGGGUUUUGAACACCCACUUCAUGAGUUUGAUAAUGUAUCAAUGGCUGUUUCAGAUAUUGUAACCACGAAUGAUACUGAUAUUGAACGAUUAAUAGAUUCAGGCAUUGCACAACCUUCAGAUAUGGAUUGGGUUCCUAUUACAGAUGAAUAUAAUAUUUUACCUGCUAAUGCUGAAGAGUGUAUACCAUAUUUGAACUGUGAACCAGUGAAUGGAAAUAAAAGGAUGCAACAUGAUUCAGAUGAUGCACUACCAAUCCACAGGAAAGAAGUAGUAAAUGAAAUUAAAAUUGACUCUCCUAGAAAACUCAUUGAUUCUCAGUCCCUGCCAAUGGAUAUACCUCAAGGAAAAAUCCCAGGAUUAAGUACAGAUACUGAAAGAAAUAAAAUAAAAAAUAAACAUACAGAGAAACAAGAAAUGAAUUUUGCAAACAGUUCAGAUACCUACCAUACAUCUGAGGAAACAGAAUCAUCAUUAGGAAAUCAAAGAGAUAUGUCCAUGUUAGAGCAAGAUAUUUAUGCUUCUUCACCUAGAGAAGUUGGUUCUUUAUGUGAUGAAAUUUUCAGCAUUAUUGGUUCACCAACUUUAUUGAAUGAAUCUUGGAAGAAAUUGUCACAGAAUAAAUCUGAAAGUGACUUAAGCAAAAGUGAGAAUGAACUCUAUUUUGAUGGAAAAAGAACAUACAGAAAUUUACCCACGUCUCGAUCAGUUUAUGCAAACAUUAUUCGAUCUUCUAUUUAUGAAAACUCUGAAUCAGAAAGUUCAGAAUCACUGGAUUCUAUCACCAAAACAAGUUAUGAUGAUUUAAAACAGACCAAAGAUAAAAACAACAUCAAACUGAAAGGACAGGGAUACUCUUCAAACGAGGAUUCUCCUGAAGGUUUAAUGUCAUCCAUGGAUUUCUAUUUAGAUGCCAGCGAAUUUGCUCGAGCUUGUUGGUCUGAUAGGAGUACCUUGUCUGAAUUCUACCCAGUUGGAUCACAUCAGAAAUUGAGAGCUAGUGAUUCAUCUACCUACGGGAAAGGAAUAUAUGCUGUAAAGGGUGAAGACAGUCAAGACAUUAAGUUACUGGCAGAAAUCUCUGAAUUGGAUGAGACUUGUGGUGAGAACAAUCAUAUUCUAUCCCAAACGGAACACAGUGAAAAUAUACAGCAUAAUGAUAAUUCAUUAAGUCGAAGUGAAACUUACUGGUCUCCGGGAAGCAGUCCUUCUAUGCGAAAACCUUACAGACGCAGCCUUAGCCUGCCUUUUGCCAACCAUGAUGGUGAAGACGGCAGGUCAAUACUUCACUGUUCAAAGGUUGAUUUGGAGUAUCCAGUGACAACAGCAGGUUUUGGAUCCCCCCCUGAAUUACCCAGCAAGAUUGGCAGAAGCCUACGUAAACACAAUACGGUAAGACGUUUUUCCACCCAGCGAAGUUUAAGCUCCGACUGCACUAAAGAGAAACACUUUUCAACCAGUGCUGAGAGUCAUGGUUACUCUAGAGUGCUUGAUGACUUAUCUCCUUCACACCACACAGUCAGUUUCACUCCAGCUACAGAGGAAACAGCUGGUAGUGACUAUUCUAAAACUUUAUUAAAAAGAACAACAGAUCGGCCUGCAUCUCUAGAUGAGGUCCAACUUCGGGCUCAGUUUUUGGAUUUACGACUAAAAGGAUACAAUGCCUCUGAAGUAACAACAAGCAAAUCUAACGGGAAGGUUUCUCCUUCUCUGUCUGACCACUUUAAUAAGCCUUGUUUGUAUGAUAGUGAAACUGGUAUUAUUAUCCAACAUGGUGAUGAAAUAAAUUACUUACCUCCCAAAAGUCCAGGAAUACUACGAAGAAUGUUUCGUCGUGGGAGAUCUUUCAGUGAAAAAGUUAAGCCUCUAAGGCUUGAUGAAGUUAUAAUUGCUCCAAAAGAAUCUCUGGCUCGGAAAAUGUCCAUGAAGUCAAUUUUCCGUCGAAGUAGAAGUGGCAGUAAUUCUUCUCAGAAGAGUAAAGAAUUUGAUGCUUCCAUUAAGGAUUUACUUGGCUCCAAUGCUGGUAGAUUGGAGGAUGGCAGUGAUGACAGAAUGUCUAAGGAAUCAUAUGAGAAAGGAAGUGAUCCGUCAGGUUUGCCUUUAACACCAAUGAGUGAUGAAGGCAGCCACCGGAGUAACUUCUCAUCUUUAAGCAUGAUUUCCUCAGCAAGUUCUACACCACCCACUUCUCCAGCUAGUUUUAGUUGUACUCUUGUUGGCUCUGACAUACCAAAAGAUGAAGUAUUUGAGGAUGAUAAUACUUUGAGUCUAGCCUAUGACAAGAACUACAACAGUAAGUUGCUCUCAUUUCGGAAAUCAUGCAAACAACACCAGCCUCGUAAUAGUUGUGUUGGUAAAGGGGUCAGUGAGUCAGAAGCCACUGGUGCAUAUAGUGGAUCUUCCAGCAAUUCAAAUGCUUACUUUGCUGCAUCUGACUUGCAUUCUGGAUCUGGCUCAUCCUUUCAGCACCCCACACCAAUGUCAGCUCAGGAAAUGGAUAAACUUGCUGCUGUUGCCCGUGGCGAGAUGGUGUCCAGUAACAGUAGUGACAGUGGUAUACAACAUGAUUCUAGCCUUCAGUCCAGCAAUGAGUCAUUGAAGGUAUAUCAAUGGAAAAUAGGAAAGGAAAAAGAAAGGAGAGAUGGAUAUGAUUUUAAAGUUGUUGAUGUCACUUUGGGAAAUGAGCAAAUGAUUUCUGAAAAUUCUCAUGAAGUUAUUCAUCGAAAGCAUUCUGUAUCAAGUCGUGAACGACCGAAAUCAGAUAUUAAUGUCCAUUGGCCUCAACAUGUCAAACAGGUUGCAAGCUAUUUUGAUCCCAGACAUUUGCGAGAACAUCGUGAGUCUACAAUCUCAAGACCAAGACCAAAAUCUGAUUUGGGUGGUAGCACGCUUUCAUCAGAAGCUAUGAAAGAAUUUCUGCAGGGGAAAUUACCUCAAAGUCAGUCACAGAAAACUAUAUCAGAAAUGAAUCGGACUUCUUAUCUGGUCACCAAAGCCCGGCGGGUACUUGAUGAUAAAAUGUCAACCCCUCACCCUAUAAAAUCAAGGAUUGCCGAUCGCAGUGCUUUGACGAAACAAAAGAAAAUUCUUGGACGAUCACACAGUAUGCCAGAAAACUUAAACAAAAUACACAAACGACGCCGAAUCCAUCCUUCAGGAAGUGAUCCACUUUCUGACUUGCUCUCUCAGCACUCAACAAAUGACGAUUCUUCAGACGAAUCAGAAGUCUCAAUGGAUUACAGUUUACCAGACAAGUGUCACAGCACCCGAACGUCACAGUUGGGGCUGGCUCCACUGGAUGAGAUUUUUGAGACAGAAAAUCUCACAUACGCUGAAGCCCUAUGGGACCAUGUUACAAUGGACCCAGAUGAGCUUGCCUUCCGUGCUGGUGAGGUCAUCAAAGUAACAGACAUGAUAGAUAAAGAUUGGUGGUGGGGAAUUCUUGAAGAUAAAGAUGGCUGGUUCCCUGCAAAUUUUGUCAGAUUGCGAGCCAAUCAAGACCACCAUUUAGAAGAAGCAGCUAAGUUAGAAGGUGCUGAUUCCAGUAAGGAUUCAUCCUCCAAUGUUGGUAAAACUCACCAGUUCAACAGUAACCAGGCCCGAACCAAUGUAAUUAAUGAGAUAAUCUCUGCUGAGAGAGAAUAUGUUCACCAGUUGGAUGAUGUUUUACAAGGUUAUGUUGUUCAAGCCAAGAAAAGGCCAGACAUGUUUCCAGACGACAAGAUUUCUACCAUUUUCGGCAAUUUGGAGGAUAUAUACACUUUUUCUAAAAAGUUCUUCAAAAGUCUUGAAGUCAGUCUCAAAGAUGACUUACACCAAAGUGAAGUGGGUCAUUGUUUUAUUGAACAUAGGAAAGGUUUUGAAAUAUAUUCAGAUUACUGCAACAAUCACCCUCAUGCCUGUGAUCAGUUGAAAGAAUUGUGUAAAAACAAGCGAUAUCGACAUUUCUUCGAGGGUUGCCGCUUACUACAAGACAUGAAACAGAUACCAUUAGAAGGAUUCUUACUCACCCCAGUACAGAAAAUUUGCAAGUAUCCAUUACAGUUGGCUGAACUUCUAAAAUAUACAUCAACCUCCCACCCAGAUUAUCAUGAUGUCUGUGAGGCUCUAGAUGCUAUGAAGAAGAUAGCUUGCCUUAUUAAUGAGAGAAAACGAAGAAUGGAAAGUAUUGAGAAAAUAGCUGAAUGGCAGGCAACAGUCGAAGACUGGGAGGGUCCUGAUUUAUUAGAAACUAGUUCUGAAUUAAUUUAUUCUGGGGAACUAAGUAAAGUUAAUUCCAGUGGUUGGACACAGGAACGCUACUUUUUCUUAUUUGAUCAUCAACUUAUCUAUUGUCGUAAGGAUCUUUUAAAGAAAAAUUCUUUCUCAUUUCGAGGAAGAAUAUAUUUAGACCACAGUAAAAUUUAUCCAGUUGUAGAUGGAAGAGACCCCCAGUUUAAUGUAUAUGUGAAAAAUGGUUGGAAGCUUCAUGACAACAAACGGAACAAAUCCUUCUUAGUGUUCAGUAAAAAUGCCGUAGAGAAAGAUCGAUGGCUAAAAGCAUUUGAUGAAGAAAGGAAGAAAGUGAAAAGUGAUCAAGAAAAUGGUUUUACUAUUCCACCAAGCUUGCGGAAAUCUUGUGCACGAAACAGUUUCAGAACAAAAACACAACCAGAACGGCCAAAAGAAAAAUUAAUGAAAAAGAAUAUGCCUAUGUCAUUUCGUCACCAGCAAGAAUUAUGGAAAAACCUUCCUGCUCAUGCCACACUUCCUCGAGGCAUGACCAAUCCUACUACUUUGCUUGAGAGAUUACCUCACACAGCAGCAAACAAAAAACGGAACUGGUUUUCUUUUGCUGGCAAGAAAAAGCGUUGAAUCCAGAAAAUAGUUUUGCAAUGUGUAUAUUGCAUGUAAAUAAAACUCUGAUAUUUAAAGAACAAAAAAAAAAAAAAAAAAAAAAAAAAUCCCACCAAAAUCCAAACUUCAAAGAAAUAAUAAUUAAAAAAAAAUGGACAAAAAGAAAAUGAAUGUAAAAGCAAAAGUAAACAUACCAGAGUUGUGAUCUUCCACCAGAACUGGAGUUCUGACUGUGCUUCUCUCUAUAUAAUAUUGCAUGCCAAGUCAUAAAUUAUAUUAAAAAAAAAAAACAUUGCUUGGAAGAAAUUACAACAGAUUAGAACAAAAUUAUGAUUUAAAAGAUCUAGAAGAGUUCAAAAUAUUUUGGAAUAUGUGCUGUUGAUUUCUGGCCUUUGAGUGACAUGAAUUCUAUAGAGCUUCUUCAAAAGCUCCUGACACCAAUUCAGCUACAUUGUCAUUAGAAACUGAGGACAAUUAGAAAUUUGAAAAUCUGUUUCUGA